CAUUCUCUUGUCUCUUGCACCUCCCCGGGCCCCGGACAGCUUCGUGCUUGGUCGUUUCUUCCGCCUGUGACUUGUCAGAUCCACUCCACUCCACUCCAGCGUCUGCACAGCAAUGGCGCUGCCCGCUCGAUUUCGUCUUCGUGUCCUUGCGCUUCUCGCGCUCGCGGCUGUUGCUGCCCCCGCUGGCCGAGGCCGGCCUGCCUCCGGGAAGAGUGCCGUGCUCUCUCUGCGGGAGCUGGAGGAAUGGGGUGCCUUGAGGAAUGCCCGUAGCCGCCGCUACGCUGACGCAGAGCGUGCUGAAACGCUAGGGGAGCACAAGAAAGCGGGAGCAGCAAGAACAGCGACCACCGUGCUAGAGCUGAAGCACCACUCCCUCACCGCCAUCCCCGACGACCUCACCACCCGGGAUCGCUACCUCCGCCGCCUCCUCGCUGCCGACGAAGCGCGUGCGAAUUCACUGCAGCUGCGCAACAGAGCAGCAGCGUCCACGCAGUCCGGCUCCUGGCAGGCGGCGACGCCCGAGGUCCCGCUAUUCUCCGGCAUCCGAUUCCAGACGCUUAACUACGUCGCGACCAUCGUGCUCGGCGGCAGCUCCGGCGCCGCCGCCAACCUCACCGUCAUCGUGGACACCGGCAGUGACCUCACAUGGGUGCAGUGCAAGCCCUGCUCCGCGUGCUACGCGCAGCGCGACCCGCUUUUCGACCCCGCCGGCUCCGCUACCUACGCCGCCGUCCCGUGCAACGCCUCCGCGUGCGCGGCCUCCCUCAAGGCGGCCACCGGCAUGCCGGGAUCCUGCGCUACGACCGGCGGAACCAGCGAGAAGUGCUACUACGCGCUGGCCUACGGCGACGGGUCGUUCAGCCGGGGCGUGCUCGCCAUGGACACGGUCGGCCUCGGCAGGGCCAGCCUCGACAGCUUCGUGUUCGGGUGCGGGCUCAGCAACCGCGGCCUGUUCGGCGGCACGGCGGGGCUCAUGGGCCUCGGCCGCACGGAGCUGUCGCUGGUCUCCCAAACGGCGUCCCGGUUCGGCGGUGUGUUCUCCUACUGCCUGCCGGCGACAACCACGGGCAACGCCUCGGGCUCCCUCUCCCUCGGCGGCGACACGUCGUCCUACCGCAACACGACGCCCAUCGCCUAUACCCGCAUGAUCGCCGACCCGGCGCAGCCUCCGUUCUACUUCCUGAACGUCACCGGCGCGGCCGUCGGCAGGACCCCCGUGGCCGCGCAGGGGCUGGGAGCCAGCAACGUGCUCAUCGACUCCGGCACGGUGAUCACGCGCCUGGCGCCGUCCGUGUACCGCGCCGUGCGCGCCGAGUUCACGCGCCAGUUCGGCGCCGCGGGAUACCCUGCCGCCCCGGGGUUCUCGAUCCUCGAUACGUGCUACGACCUAACGGGGCACGACGAGGUGAAGGUGCCGCUGCUGACGCUGAGGCUGGAGGGCGGCGCCGAAAUGACCGUGGACGCGGCCGGGAUGCUGUUCGUGGUGAGGAAGGACGGGUCCCAGGUGUGCCUCGCCAUGGCGAGCCUCUCGUACGAGGACCAGACGCCUAUCAUCGGCAACUACCAGCAGAAGAACAAGAGGGUGGUGUAUGACACGGUGGGGUCAAAGCUAGGCUUCGCUGACGAGGACUGCAGCUAUGUAUAGAACUUGACGAGGAUGAUAGGCCGUUCGUUCUGUUUUAAAUUAAGGUCGUAUUAUCGUCCUGAAAUUAUCUGAGAUUAUUUGUCAGUUCCUUUAAA
Molecule: messenger RNA, 1740 nt
Organism: Phragmites australis (common reed)
Lineage: Eukaryota; Viridiplantae; Streptophyta; Magnoliopsida; Poales; Poaceae
Product: aspartyl protease family protein At5g10770-like
Exons: 2
Coding region: 113-1645 (510 amino acids)
Biological process (GO): proteolysis
Molecular function (GO): aspartic-type endopeptidase activity
Source: RefSeq, a predicted model, not a curated record